Molecule: messenger RNA, 2812 nt
Organism: Chelonia mydas (Green sea turtle)
Lineage: Eukaryota; Metazoa; Chordata; Testudines; Cheloniidae
Gene: CARD14
Product: caspase recruitment domain family member 14
Biological process (GO): regulation of apoptotic process
Molecular function (GO): protein binding
Source: RefSeq, a predicted model, not a curated record
AUGGCCCUGAGGAUGUCCCGUGGGCCGCAGGCUGAGAACCACUGCUGGGCUCUCCCCUGUGCCGUCGGAGCCUUACGUGGUUCCUGUUCGUUUGUCAGAGCAGAUGUGCACAGCACGGUGCAGACGGAGGGAAAAACCAGUCCCUACCCCAAGGGCCUUAUCGUCUACAAGACAAACACCCUGGGGCGCAGAGGAUGGAAGUUGCCGGGACGUGGGGUUCUUCGCUGGGAGGGUGACGGCAUGGCGCUGGGGGCCCCUGCUAUGGCAGUCUCUUGCCAGGCAGACACGGAGCUCUGGGACCUGGAUGAGGAGCAACUCCGGGAGAUUCUGGAGAGCCAUCGCUACAGGAUUGUGCACAGCACCUGCCCGAACCGGCUCACCCCCUACCUGCGCCAGGCCAAGGUCCUAGACCAGCUGGACGAGGAAGAGGUUCUGCAUGGCCCCCAGUUCACCAACAGCGCCUUGAGAGUGGGUCACAUGUUGGAUCUUCUGAAAACCCGGGGGAAGAACGGAGCCCUGGCCUUCCUGGAAAGCUUGAAACUUCACAACCCCGACACCUACACGCUGAUAACUGGCCUGGAGCCCUCCAUGGACCUCAACAACUUCAGUGCUGCAGCAGCUCAUCCGCCUGUGGCUGCAGGUUGCCGGGCACGCGCAGGGACCUCUCCCUCUCACAGUGGGACUCCACCCUGGCUCACUGCGGCUCCUGCUUCAUCAGAUACAGCUGCCAGAGGACAAAGAGAGCACAGGUCCCUCGCGUUACACUCAGCUGCGUCAUGCCAGUUACACUACGCCCAGCGUUUACUCGACGAGAUGGGUCUCUUUUGCUCUAGAACAGAACCCUCCCCCGACCAGGACUUUGGAACGGCCAUUCACGCUGCCUGGCUCCUUCCCUUGCAGCUGUGCUCAGAUUUCGGCUUGAGGACGAGCCACGCUGCCAGAGAGCUGCCAGAGAGCUUCUGGUCAUGCAGCCCUCUCCCACCCUGUAAGCUCUCCCUGCAAAAGAGAGCCACGCAGGAGUGCCUAGAGAGCUCCCUCUCCAGGAGCAGCUCCCAGGAGUUCCUGGAGGUGGAUUUCAGUCUCAUUGCAGGGGAGAAGGCGAAGUCGCCCGACUUGGAGUAUGAGAUGGUGGAGAAGGACGAGGGCAAUGCCUGGCUGCUUGACUUCGACCAAUCUGCCUCUGAGAGGUACGUCACACUGCCCACGGGUUUCUGUCCCCCAUUAGGGAGAGCACUCUGCCCUAUGAGAGCCUGGAAUAAAGUAGACACGCCCAUUCGCCGGCGGCCCGCACGGCGCAUCCUGAGCCGCGUCACCACCAUUGGCUUCCACGGCAAUGCCUUGCGGGAGCAGAUCAGCAUCAUCGGGGGCAACCAGACGGGCAUCUUCACCAAGGUCACUCCCGGCUCAGCUGCCGACGAGAUGUCUCUGUCCCCCGGCAAUCAGAUCAUGGUGGUGGAUUAUGAAGUCAUAGACCCAGCAUUCAAGGCCAUCCUGGAAGAUGCAACCCUGGAGGAGGCGCUUUGGGUCCUGAGGGUGAAUGGCUUCUGCUGCCUGUCUGUCAGAAUGAACAUGGAGGGGUACAAGAAGCUGGCGAGUGACCUGCAGAACAAGGUGGUGACCUCAGGUGCCUCGUUCUAUAUCCGGGCCAACCUGGCCACGGAAAGGAAGGCAGCGGGGGAGCUGCUGGUGCAGUGCAAUGACACCCUCCACGUCACGGGCACCGUGUUCCGGGGCGAGAGCCAGGGGAGUGCCUGCCGGGUGAACCCCUACGCCAUGAAGGACCUGGAUGCGGGCAUCGUCCCCAGCUACUACCAGUGAGCAGCCUGCGCAGCUCAGCAGCUGCUCAUCGGCCUUAUCCAGGACAUGGCCCAGCAGACCACGUCUGCUCGGAAGUCUUCAGGGGGGCAGCCAAAGCUGGUGCGGAUCAUCAGCACAGAGAGCAAGAUCAACCCUCUGUGGUCAUCCAUCAACUGUAACGUCUACGAUCCCAACAAGGCGGACGCCUGCCCCCGGAUCUGCCUGCAGGCAGGCUGCUUCACGCUGAUGCCGUACACGCUGGUGAGACCCCACAAGCUGGCCCAUCUGUGCCCGCUUCUCUUUGUGCUCACGCUGCUGGGGAAGAUCCUGAGCGACAAGCUGUGCCUCACCAAGGGCUUUGAAAAAUGCCCGUCAGGACGCCUGCGUGAGGCUGAGUGCAUGGCCCAGAACGGAAGCUUGGUCUGGGGAAAGGGGGAGCUGAACAGCCGCUGCUGUGUCACCUGCCAGGCGCUUCAGCAGCUGCUGGCGAAGGACGUGCAAAGCCUGCUGGACGUGGGGCUGGAGUGCGUGCAAGCCCUGCACGCUGCGGGGAUCUAUCCCAUCCUCCUCCUCGUCUCCAUCAGCGAGAAGAACGCCAAGAAGCUAAGUACGAAGGCACUUUGCCUUGGAGUGACAGAGGAGCAGCUUCUGGACGGUGUGCGGAGGGAGGAGGCCCCGCUGGAGGAAGUGCCCUGCCUGUACGGCACCAUCGCCCCCGCCACCAGGCGCGACCUGCGUGCGCCGGUCAGCGCCGUGCGAGCAGCCGUCGCCCACGAGCAGAAGAAGAUUGUGUGGAUAGAACAGAUCUUCACGGAUCUCCCUGGACACAGGGUGGGGCGGAGGGGAACAGUCACCCUGGCAACUCUGCAAAUGUCACCUAUUUAAACCAAGAGUGUUUGGUUUGGGGUGUGGGGAGGGGGAGGUUUGAAAGACCCUCUUACCUAAAGGGCUAAUAGACUUUGCAGUGCUGGGUGAGCCUCCUGCCUGCCCAGCUGGCCUCUGCCCCGUUGGCAGA